CCCGUGAGAAGCUAAGACCCGGCCGUUGCUCACCACAGCAUCAUCGCCGCGCCGUGCUAGCUCAAGGAUGGAGAACAACAGGCAGCAGCAGCAGGCGCCGCCGCCGCCAGGCUACCCGACGGCGGCUGCAGGCUUGGAGCAGGAGCAGGGAGGCAGGAAGGGACGACGCCGGGAGAAGACGACCUCGCGCGGGGAUAAAGGCUUCAUCGAAGGAUGCAUCGCGGCGCUCUGCUGCUGCUGGAUCUGCGAGAUGUGCUGCGACUAGGCACGCAGCUAGCGGUCAGCUAGCUCUCCGUCUCCGGCGGCUAUACAUACGAAAUACGAUGAGAGAGCUAGCCUGCCACAGCUUCUGCUUCUGCUUCUGCAAGAGAGAUCUGCUUAAAUUAUUCUAUCGUCCAGAGCUGCAGCAACACCUGAUAUGUUUGUUUGGGGUGUUAUUAGUAGGGAGAGCUAGCUCAGCUUUAUUAUUGUUAAUAAUAAUUCUGUGCUGUACGUAGCUAUAGCAAGCAUACGUAUGUAUACACGUAUAUGUAUGUGUUUUACCGUGACUUGAAUGUUUGGAAAUGGUGAUUUCAUUGCCUUC
This is a messenger RNA of Zea mays, 583 nucleotides long. RefSeq lists its product as uncharacterized. Gene Ontology annotation, cellular component: plasma membrane. NCBI's taxonomy places the organism in Eukaryota, Viridiplantae, Streptophyta, Magnoliopsida, Poales, Poaceae. The record is from RefSeq and is marked validated. The coding region runs from base 68 to 265 and encodes 65 amino acids. The transcript is spliced from 3 exons.